AUGGGUGAUCAGCAUCUUGCGGCGGCGUACACGCAUAUCUAUGCUUUUUUAAAGAGUCGCGACCACAACGAUGUCGCAAAGGCGUUAAAAAAGGCCGCAAAAGGCGUAGUUGUUUUGAAAGAUUCACAGGACGAUGCGACACCUAGCUUAGAUGAAAUUAUCAAAGAAUGGAGAGUUUACCGCGAUAAAUCCGAAAAGAAGAGUACAUCCAACGAUUCUGAUUCUUCAUCCGAUAGUGACUUAGGCUCUUCCUCGGAAUCCAGUCACAACUCUUCCAAAAGCGAUGUAUCCGCACCGAAGAAUAAACAAGGCAACCCGUCCACAUUGGUCAAAACCAAAAGUAAAAAACCAGUGUCUUCAUCUUCAUCGGAAGCAUCCACAUCCGACUCUGAUUCCGACUCUGAUUCCGACGGCUCGACAGAAAAGAUAGAAAAGAAAGCCGAACAGCCAGCUGCAACAUCUGAUUCCGAAGACUCAGACUCUUCUUCUGAUGAAUCUUCUACAUCUGGUAGGUCUCAUGCUUCCUCUUGCAGGUCAUUCGAGACCGACACAAAAGUAGAUAAGAAAGUUACGAAGAUUUUAGAGCGGGAAUCAAGUUCCACCCUGUCCACUGGGUCGGAAAAAGGAAAGAAGGAGAAAAGUAGUCGAAAACAGACUGUCGCCGCGGUAAAGUCAAAGUCGGAGGUGCCUAAAAAGUUAAGCAAGGCGAAGAGUUCUAGUGUCUCCGCCUCCUCCUCGUCUGCGUCGUCUUCUGAGUCUGAGUCUGACGAAAAACCGACAAAAAAGAAGAAACCAACCAAGAAAGCUAACAAGACAAGGUCUAGUCCAUCUUCGUCUUCAUCGUCUUCAGAUUCUGAGUCCGACACGGAGCCUAAAAAGCCGACAAAAACUGCCAAAAGGAAGGUCUUGGAAGAAGAUAAGGCCUCUUCAUCUUCCGAUUCAGAUCCCACUUCCUCUUCUUCCUCCUCCUCUUCGUCAAAUUCGUCGGAAUCGGAAUCUGAUACAUCCACCAAAAACAAGGCGAAAAAGUCAACUAAAACGACGGAUAACAAAAAAAAAGCAAAAACUGUUGAUGUUGAUGUUGUCGUUAGCAAGCAACAUUCAGUUGACUCUACUCUGGAAGACCAAAAGAAGGUCACUAAAAAACGUCGGACUUCUGAAAGUGGUGCAGCUGUUCCUACGGCCACGGUUUCGACGGCCCGGGAUAUAGCAACAAAAUCCUCCGCCCUGGAGGCGCCUAAACUUGGCAAACGAAGAACGACAAAUGAACGCUUCCAGCGGAUUGAUCCUGACAAGGUUCCUGCUCAUCUUAUCAGGGAUAACAGAUACGAGAACAAGGCUGCUCCAGAAAACGAUUAUGGUGCUAAAGCUCAUGCUGACCUGAUCGUCACUCGUGGGGCUGGCUUCCGUAAGGAAAAGAACAAGAAGAAACGCGGCAGUUAUAAGGGCGGGAACAUCACUAUGGAAAGCCACAGUUACAAAUUUCCUGACACGGACGACUGA
Messenger RNA from Lentinula edodes (shiitake mushroom), 1503 nucleotides. Its product is annotated as SRP40, C-terminal domain-containing protein. The coding region runs from base 1 to 1503 and encodes 500 amino acids. The record is from RefSeq and is a predicted model, not a curated record. Gene Ontology annotation, cellular component: nucleolus; nucleoplasm. The transcript has 9 exons. Lineage: Eukaryota; Fungi; Basidiomycota; Agaricomycetes; Agaricales; Omphalotaceae.